Coccomyxa subellipsoidea C-169 is the source of this 2716-nucleotide messenger RNA. RefSeq lists its product as hypothetical. The record is from RefSeq and is a predicted model, not a curated record. NCBI's taxonomy places the organism in Eukaryota, Viridiplantae, Chlorophyta, Trebouxiophyceae, Coccomyxaceae. The coding region runs from base 194 to 2716 and encodes 840 amino acids. The transcript is spliced from 13 exons. Gene Ontology annotation, biological process: nucleobase-containing compound metabolic process. Gene Ontology annotation, molecular function: 3'-5' exonuclease activity; nucleic acid binding.
GUUCAGGCUAAUACUGAACCGGUCAUUAAGACCAAUUGUUGAUCGAAAGCCUUCUUCAUCCUCCUUAUCUGCGCUGCUUGGUUUCGAAGUGAUCUUGAAUAGCAGGCAAAAGCAAGCCCUGCGUUUUGGACGCGCUGCUGGCCACGUUGCGUGCAAAGUGAGACUUGAAGAAAUCACACAUGCAAACCUUGACAUGACCAGUGUAGAUUUGUCGCUAGAUCCAGCAAUUCUGUGGGCUAGAAAUGAGCAGUUCGCUUCACAGAGAGAUGCGGAUCAAUUCGUGAAGGGAGUCUUUCAAUAUUUAAAGAGCACGGGCGGUCGUGGAGGUGAAGGUCUGGUCAAUCGUCUCUACAAAUGCCUUCAACAGGAGGAUCAAACACGGACUCUGUCCUUUGUCUGUGACUGUGUGGAGCAAAUCCGCCCAGACAUUGAGCACCAGCCUGACGCAAACACACUCGCACAUGCUCUUCUAGACUGCAUCCCUGCAAACGUCGGUCUACAGACAGCGCUGACACAGCAAGCGCUCUCCAGCGCUGUAGCCCUGUUCUGGCAGCUGCUUGAUCCUGCUCACUCCAGACUGGCUGUAAAGCUCGCACAGGGAUUUCAAUUCACAGAGCAAAGCCUCUGGGAGGCCUCACAAGCAUCUGAAAUUGCUGUGCCAGCCUCGCCCAAAUUUGCAACCUACAAGGAGUUUCAGAGGGAGUUGGCCAGGCGCCUGCUGGCCCUGCUAGACAGCAGCAAGAGCAUGAAGCCUGCCCUGUCGAUGGCUGAGCAGUUUGGGGAACUGGGCGCCGAGUACUUCCAGACAAAGGAGGUUUUGGAGAAGCUGGUGGCAGCCGGCCAGAUUCAGCUGGCAAUGCAGUGGGCUGCCCAAUCAGGCCGUGACAUGCAGGUAGCACUGGUGAGUUUGUGCGUGGCUGGGGGCCAUCUGAAGCAGGCAUGCCAGAUCGUCAUCUCUAAUGACCUGCAAAAGGUAUUUCCAGCGAUUGCCACUGGGGGAGUGGCUGCCCUGAGGGCCAGCGACUGGGCUGAGGCAAGAGCGCAUGUGGCAAAAGAAAACAUCAGCGAGUUUGUGAAGGCAGCGGGCGAGCAUUUUCAGCAGACAAAUGGGGCCGGCGGGCAGAUGAGGAAGUUCUUGGACCACUGCUUGAGCCAGGUGGUGCCAUCUGAGGCAAUGUCUUUCAUCUGCGCAUGCGUCUCGCACAUCACAGAGAGCGAGGAUGAAUCCCCGGCGAUUCCAGUUGCGCAUGCCAUGCUAGACUGCCUGCAAGAACUGGCUCGAAAGGCCGAGCCGGUCCCACAGACAGUGCUUUACACAGCUGCGGCGCUCUACUGGAAGUUGCUCAACCCAGAGAACGCGAGACUGGCUGGUUUGGAUUUCAGCGAGAACAGCUUGUGGGAGGCAACACAGGCCAUUGGAGACUUACAAGCAGCGCCCAGCUUUGCAACUUUUGAAAAUUUUGAGGCAGAGCUUGCGAGGCGCAUUUUCGCACUGUUGGAAACGACCAAGACCAUGUCGCCGGCCAUGGUCACAGCAAUGCAGUUCAGGAGCCUCGCCUCGACAUAUUUUCAGACCAAGGAAGUCAUGGAGAAGCUGGUGGAUGCUGGGCAGCUGUCCCUGGCCAAAGACUGGGCCCAGUGCUGCAAAUAUGAGCUCCAAGUGGCACUGGUGAAGCACUGCAUAGAGCGGGGCAAGUUGAAGAAUGCUCUCCAGGCUGCCAAGGCGCUGGGCCUGGAGGCAGAGUUCCCUGACUUGGAGCGGAUGCAGAGGGAGGACACCCUGGCCAGCCUCUCUAAGAAGCAGCUGUGGGCACAGGCCUGCCAUUAUGAGCGGCUGCUCAGGGACAUGGUGUUGAUGGGCGAACCUUCUCUGGCGCGAGAGUAUGCAGUGGUCAAUUUCGGCCUGGACCCUGCGGUGCUACAAGUGGACCCUGCUGACCUGGCGGCUGACGAGGCGACCAGGUCGGCCACCUACCUGCAGCUUCCGCUGCCGCCGGACGCCGUGCAUUUCGUGGACAGCGCGGCAGGCCUCGCUCAGGCAGCUUCCCUACUGGAGGAAGCUGCCGUGCUGGGAUUGGAUUGCGAGUGGGAACCGUGCACCGAGAGUCGCCGCGGCUCCGACCGCCACCCGCCAGUCAGCCUGCUGCAGAUUGCAUCGAGGCGGCAUGUGGUGGUGCUGGAUAUGGCAGCGCUGCAUCAAGUAGCGCAGCUGGACGCACUUUUGACAAUGCUCCUGUGCAGCAAUGAUGUCAUCAAGGCCGGCGUCGGCGUCGUGGAGGACAUCGGACAGCUGGCGAGAAGCUUCCCAGCCAUCCAGGCUUUCACGAAUUGUAGAGGCCUUCUGGAGCUUGGCAGCGCCUUCUCACAGAGCGAGGCUGCUCAACUGGGCAUGCAGGCAGUGCAGAAGAAGCAUGGCCCUGGCCUGUCUGCCAUGGCGGAGGCAUGCUUGGGCAGACCGCUUGACAAAUCCAUGCAGAUGAGCCGGUGGAAUCGGCGGCCGCUGUCGGAGCGGCAGCUGACGUACGCCGCGUUGGAUGCGCUCGCAUCGGUGCUGAUCUAUGACAGCCUGGCGCGCCGCGACCCGGGCUUUAUCGACCAAGCGGCCGCCGCGCUAGUGUCCCGGCAACAGUCGCUGCAGCCGGCAAGCAGCGUCCAAAAUGCGCGCGGCAAGAAAAGGGCCCUCGUGAGUCCACCUGUCGGUACCCAUUGUGCGUAA